Molecule: messenger RNA, 1292 nt
Organism: Jaculus jaculus (lesser Egyptian jerboa)
Lineage: Eukaryota; Metazoa; Chordata; Mammalia; Rodentia; Dipodidae
Gene: Timm17a
Product: translocase of inner mitochondrial membrane 17A
Exons: 6
Coding region: 95-610 (171 amino acids)
Biological process (GO): protein import into mitochondrial matrix
Cellular component (GO): mitochondrial inner membrane; TIM23 mitochondrial import inner membrane translocase complex
Molecular function (GO): transmembrane protein transporter activity
Source: RefSeq, a predicted model, not a curated record
AGCUGAGCGCCCUCCUCCGGGCAUCACUUCCGCCGCUGGGGCCAGUUUCCGGCCGGCUCGCCCGGCGUCGUUCGCGCGGCAGGAGUGAGUCAAGAUGGAGGAGUAUGCCCGAGAGCCGUGCCCCUGGCGAAUUGUGGAUGACUGUGGUGGGGCCUUUACCAUGGGUACCAUAGGUGGUGGUAUCUUUCAAGCAAUCAAAGGCUUUCGAAAUUCUCCAGUGGGAGUUAACCACAGGCUGCGAGGGAGUUUGACAGCUAUUAAAACCAGAGCUCCACAGUUGGGAGGUAGCUUUGCAGUCUGGGGAGGUCUGUUUUCCACGAUUGACUGUAGUAUGGUUCACGUCAGAGGGAAAGAAGACCCCUGGAACUCCAUCACUAGUGGUGCCUUAACAGGAGCCAUCCUGGCAGCAAGAAAUGGACCUGUGGCCAUGGUUGGGUCAGCUGCAAUGGGUGGCAUUCUUCUAGCUUUAAUUGAAGGUGCUGGUAUCUUGUUGACAAGAUUUGCCUCUGCACAGUUUCCCAAUGGCCCUCAGUUUGCUGAAGACCCCUCCCAGUUGCCUUCAAGCCAGUUACCAUCCUCACCUUUUGGAGACUAUCGACAAUAUCAAUAGGACUUCUUUCCCGGGAUUUCUUUAACCAGAUGAGCUGUAAUUCAAGGAUUUCCGAAGGUCAAGACAUAGUUUGUUUAAAACCAUGGGUGCAACAACUGUGGCCAAAUAGGCCAUGAAGAGACAGCACUUUUUCUAUUUAAAGGGACACGGAAGGGAGAAAAGAUAACUGCGUUCAUUUAUUCACAUUUGGAUUGCAUUUGUGAUCAAAAUAAAUGUCUAGAAUCAUUUAAAGAACAUAUAAGUGCUUAGAAGAUGAAGGACCAAAGGGCAACUAACCGUGAAACAGAAGUAUCAUUUCCUUAGGAACUUCUCUGCCUGGUUUCUGUGUGCAGUUAGUCAAACAAUAAACACUCUUGAACUUAUUCUUUCUUCUAAAGUUGUAGAGUUCCGCUUUUCAGACUGAGCAUGCUCCAGGAAACUCAGAGAACUAGUUCCUCGUCUCACUUGCUGUGAAUUAUGUAUGAGAAGAAUUACGCAGUCAGCAUGAAUCAUCUCACACUCAAGGCUUUAUGGAUUGAAGGACAUGGCAAAAUAUUCAUCUUUUGCUUUGAACAUAAUAUACACUGUGUCUUGAUUUUGCAGGUGCCGAAUACAAAACUCUUUUAAGGCUACUGUAUCUUGAUUCUGAGCCAUCUGAAACCUUACCAGAAACAACUUGGUUCCAAUAUACCCAGUUCAAUGA